Molecule: messenger RNA, 6551 nt
Organism: Pogoniulus pusillus (Red-fronted tinkerbird)
Lineage: Eukaryota; Metazoa; Chordata; Aves; Piciformes; Lybiidae
Gene: KNL1
Product: kinetochore scaffold 1
Exons: 26
Coding region: 136-6399 (2087 amino acids)
Biological process (GO): attachment of spindle microtubules to kinetochore; protein localization to kinetochore; cell division
Cellular component (GO): nucleus
Source: RefSeq, a predicted model, not a curated record
GCUGCCUGAUGGCAGUAGUGGAGUUCAGAGGUAGCGGCAGACAGGAGCGGUGAGAGGAGCCGGCGGCAGCAAGCGUGAGGGCCGAGUCCGGAGCGGGAGUUUUGUGUCUUAACAGCAAAACUACAUGCUUCAGACAUGGAGAAGAUUUACAUAGACCCUAACAUGGAAAAUGAUAACACAGAGCACAUCAGAAGGAAGCGACUAUCCUCUAUUUUAAAGGCUCCACGAAAUCCUCUUGAUGACCUGGGAAAUGGGAACGAAUUGACAGAGGGUAUCACUGUAGAAAAACGUAGGAGAAACCUGCGCCGCGUUAGCUUCGCUGACACCAUCAACUGCAGAGUCUUUGAGCGAGAUCUUAAGAAUAACACAGAAGGUGGCACAGAGCAUGCAGCAGAUGCAGAGAACAAUGUCCUGCCUCAUCAAAAUGAAGAACCUGGAGCUGUUUCCUGUGAGAUCACUGGGAUGAACACUUUGCUUCAUGCCCCAAUCCAAGCAGUGGUGCAGGAGACUGAGGCACAGGAUGAGGACAACACCAUUUACAGAGCAAACAGGCAGGACACCACCCUCCUCUUUGCAGAGGAUAACAAGAUGGACAUGACAGUGUGUCACACAGCAGUGAUUGCCCAGGAGCUGAGAAGCAACCAGACUGAGCAGCCUGGGAAGAUCGACUUCACCUCAUUCCUGGCUGGGUGUAACCAAAACAAGGGAAAGGCAGAUCCCAGCACACAAUUCCGCUUCUUCCCUGAUCUUCCCAAGCUUUCGUGGCCAGUUGAUGGCCAGCAGGAGGAUACUACUACUGUAAAAAAAAUCAGUUUCUCUGAAUUUUUCAUGAGCUUUAAGUCAAACAAGACACUCACUUCUGCUGAGGGCCCUCAGUACACCUUUCUUUCCCCUCUUCGAGCUUCAGGAAACAUGGCACAAUCCUCAGUGCAAUUCGUGUGUUCCCGUGAGCAGCUUCACACCUGUGAUGUGACUAGAGUCUUUAAAGGGCAAGAUGAUGGGAUGGAGAUGACAACAUGCCAGGCCUCUGCUGUUAGAGCCACAUUCCCUGCUCUCUGUGACGCUCCACCACAGCAGCUCCCCUGUGCAGAUGUCACCAAGGUGUUAGCAGAUGACGGGAUGGACUUGACAAGCAGCCACACUGCCAUAGUGUCCUUUCCCUUCUCUACUGUUGGGAAUAAAAAUCUGAACUUCCCAAAGGAUUCGUUGCCCCUAGUGACAGGUAAUUCUGUGUUUGAGAGAGCAUCUAAUCAGCACUUAACUGUUCAGCAUGAGCAGCCCUGUACAGACCAAAAACCAGCAAACACAGAAGACAGACAAGAUCCUGCAGCACUGCAAGCUGUUAUCCAAGAGGCCAGAGGGAUGUCUGCCAUCCCAGGAUCUGUUUCUUCCGAGACUGUCUUUCGAGAUGAUAAAACUGGACUUUCUUCUAGGUGUGAAGACAUGGAGAUUACUGGGGAUUACACAGAUGUGAUCUCUAAUGACAUGAAAAGCUCAUGUCCCCAAACCUCUGAAAAGCCAGUGAACACAAACUCCUGGCUGGCAGAGAACAGAAGCCUGACACCUGGUGACAGGGAUGUCACAAGAAGUCUAACAGCUUCAGCCAACCCAGCUCCUGGAUCCUAUAAAUCACUUGAGCUGUCUUCAAGCUCAGAUGGACCACCCGAGAUGGUGACCCAAGAUCACAGCACUGCUCCAGUGAAUGUUUGGCUUGACUCCUGUAGAAGUUCAGUGUCUGCUGGUGUUUCUCGGAGCAGGCUGCAACCCAGACUGAGCUCUCACCUUGUCUCUCUGCCCACUGAGAAGACAGCGAUACUCUCUGAAGAUAUGGACUUAACUAAAAUCUCGGUUGUCAGGGAUGAUGGAAAGGAUGCUGAAGUUGAACGUCCUGCUGGAGUGUUCACCUCUGUCACCUGCAAACCUCAGUUCAUUGUUGACAGAGCUACAUCGCACAGUUUAAGUGAGCAGGAAGAAAUGGAAAUGACUAAAUGCCAUAUUGUUGUCAUUGAUGAUCAAUGUAACAGGGUAGCUACAGGAGAAAAACAAAUGCAUUGUGAAGUAAUUCCAAGAAAGAACCAGAACAGCACUGUCAGUGAAGUUGUAAAUCCUUUAGAUAUGGACAAGGAGAACGUUGGGGUGAUCAGUGAUAGGAAUGUCAGAAGAAGCCAGGCUAUAAAAAUUAAUACUAAAGGUCUUGGGGUGAUAAGGGCUGAUAAGCUUGGCAGAACAAAUUUCCAGACAAGUGAUCCAAGUUCCUCUGCAAAGAGUGUGUGUUUGUUGCAAGAGCAAAAGAGAGAAGUCCCUGAGAAUACUGUCACCAGCACCUCUGGGUUUGUGUCCUUGCAAAGUCAAGAAGUUGCAUCACAACCUUUGGGAAAAAACCUUCCAAAGGCUUCAGUUUCUAAAGGCACCAUGAGUGGUUUCAAACCUCUGUCCUGUGCAGAUGAGAAAACCACCAUCUUUUCAGCAGAUGCUGACAGGGACAUCACCAAAAGCCAUACAGUUUCAGCAGACCACAGGAUCAUUUUGCAACGUAGAAGUGCAGACAAUGACAUGCCCUUACCUUCUGGAGAUCAAACUUGUAUAUUUACCUACAGUGAUGACAUGGAAAUGACUAAACUCAAUAGUGUUGAGGUUGAUAAGCCUCAGGGGAUGUUUAACCUGGCUAAAAGGACAAGGAGGAAAAGCUUGAAGGGACCAGAAGGAGAGGAAACAUGUUGUUUUUCACUGGAUGAUGAGAACAAUGACAUGGACAUCACCCAGAGCCAUACUGCUGCAAUAGGCCAUAAGAUUCUCUCCCAAAACAAGGGAGGGCUUUGCUCUGUCUCUUCAGCUCAUGCUGUUGACACCAUCCUGUUCCCAGGCAGCCAGGCUGACAUGGACACUACCAAGCCUUGCUCUGAUGAUCAAACCACCAGCAGUGUUGUCUGUGAUGACAAACCAAACCCAGCUCAGGAGGCUAGCCAGCAAGCACGUUCCAAUGGUGAAGCCACUGUAUUAGCUGUGAAUGACAUGGAAAUCACCAAAACCCAUGACCUAUCUGUGAAAGAAAAUGCCCUGCCAGGUGGACAACCUUUGACUUCCACCACUAUGUUUCAGAGUUUCCAGGCUGACAUGGAGAUGACUCAGGCUCACUCUGUUGGGAUAAGUAUCAGAAGAGCCUUUCAUGAGGAGAGAUCACAGCUGGCCCAGCAGGAGACUGUUUCAGGUAGCAAGACCAACAUUUCUGAUUCUUCUGAGGACAUGGAGCUCACUAGAACUCAUACAUCACUGCCAAGGGGUAGUGUUGGUGUCCAGAUCAGAGAAUCCAUUCCAGCCAUUUCUGCAGUUCCUGCUGAUAAAACCCUUGUGUUUGCCCACAACCAGGAUGACAUGGAAAUAACCAAGUCCCACACUACUACUGUUAAUAACAACAUUCAUGUGGCUGAGAACCAACAAGUGUCACAUCGAAGCAUACAGCAGCCAGAAUUGAACCUGGAGAUAUUGCCUUGCAGAGAUAAAAGAGAUUUCUCACAUAAAGACCCAGAUAGUGAAUAUCACCCAAACUCCAAGGAUAAGCCAAACAUUCCUCCUUCUGCUUCAUCAGCCUCAGCAUUUCCUGAUGAGAAAGGAGCUAUCCAAGUCCCCAGUGGCACAACACCAGAUUCUGUUUGCUCUGCCUCACUUCCAGAAGAGACUGUGGCUGUGCAGACACCCCAGGAUCCUCAACCUCCCAGGGAUAAUCCUGCCCCUGAAAGCUCACAGCAGGAUCUCCUACCCCUAGAAAACCUGAAAUCAAAGGGAUUGUCUUUCAGCCUUCCAGAUAAUAAGCCUGUGGAUCAUAGUGAAGAAAGUGGUGGUUUGAUAUCUGACAUUGCACCUCCCACUCAACAACCAGAGUCUCUACUGGCUUCUCCAGAUGCAUGUAACACUUAUAGAGACCAAGCGCUGAAAAGUGAUUCAUCUGAACAUGAGGAUUUAGCUACAGAUUUAGGCUUGGCUGCAGUUCCAGCUUCUAACAAGGAAUCACAGGAGAAUGAGGAGUUGUCAACUGAAGGAGAGGCAUCUCCAAAAGAUGUUUACAUCAACUCAGAACAAACUAAACAACUUCCAGUCAGUGACAGCUCCAGAGAUGCAGUAGAUCCUAUCCUUGCACCUAAAUUAUCAGGCAUCUUAAAUGUUUGUUCAAAACUGAAAAAUAUUAGAAGGAAAUCUACAGUUCUCUCCAUUUCUGAAACUGCUUUUUCUGACCAGCUGCCCAAACCAUCAGUUGAGCCAGAGGAUACCUCGAGCUUAGAAAAAGAUGUGGUAAAGCAACCAGAUAAUUCUUUCUGCACCAAAGAGCAGGAGAACACAUAUCGUGAAUCUGGAGCUGCUCCCACAGAUGCAAAUAUUGACAUGGCACUUAAGGAUCAAUAUCAGGGAGUAAAGGUCUCUCUGGGUAUCUUCCAGCCCAAAUUACCCAACAGAAGAAUUUCUGUCUCUAGUAUGCAGGAUAUAAAUGCCAAGUCUUCUGCAGACAAAAGAGAAGCACCACCUUCAGGCAUAUGUGCGAGCAGUGGUGAAACCCCAGGUCCCAGCAAGUCUGUUAGGCAGAAUUUCAUCCCUUCCCAGUUUAUAGCAGAAGAAUUUCUUCCUGUCUACCUGGAAGAGAUGGAUCCAAAUGAAUCUGUAAGCUCUGAACUCAUGGAAAGUGCUACUAGUGAGAGAAGCAAAAAACAAAUCCCCUGCAGUGAAAAUCCAUUUGAAAGGACAGAAAUUUGCAGUAAAACAAAAAGACCUUUGGAAGAUGAUGAGCAGCAUCUUCAAAGCCCAAAGAAGGUCAAGAGUGAUGAAAACUUGCAUGAUGAGGCCUCCCAAGACUUGCAGGUUACGUUUGGUGCUGUGUCUCAAAGCCAAGCAGAAGUUCAUGAAGGUGAAGAUCCUCCAAACCUAUCAGUUAAAAGCCUUGACUACACUCAUGCCAACACCAGCAGCUCCCUGGAUUCUGUUAAGGCUGACACAGAAUUAACAAUUCAGCGAAGCAGCCAGAUGGAGUCUCAGCUUCUCAUCUGUGAAGACAACUUGAGGGAGAAAUUCCAGAGUGGCCUUAUCACAGUUAGGGAGUUUCUGACGCUUCUUCAAGUCCAUAUUCCAAUCCAGAAGCCACGGCAUAGCCAUGUUCCAUCCAGUUGUGCAGUCAGUGCACCACCCACACCAGAAGACCUCCUUUACAGCCAGUAUAUUCACCGCCCCAGGCUGCAAGUUUAUGAGGAGGAUUGCCAAGCCCUUGCUCAGAAGACAGAGGAGUUAAAACUCUAUGUAGAUGUCCAGGAUCAGCUCCUGGUGAACUUCAGCAGGAGUCUGUGGGAAGUCAUGAGAACCUGCUCUGACGAAGAGCUGAAGAAAUUUGGUGCAGAACUGAACCAAAUGAAGUCCUAUUUCACCAGGGAGAGUAAAAUCCUAGCUCAUAAUGAGAAAACAGCACUGUACAGCAAGCUGCUGCAGAGUGUGCAGGAACAACAGGGAAAGCUACAGUCAAGAGCAGAGAAGCUGGAUGAAUUGCUCAAGGAGGCAACAAAAUGUCUGGCUGGUCUGGGAGCUGAUGCCGACUGGGAAGAAUGGGAAGAAGAGUGCAGUGAUGAAAUGGCUGGAGUGAAGCGCCUGGAGAGAGAACUGGAAAGUAUUGAAGCCCAAGAGAAGGAACUUCAAAGAGAGCUCACAGAUCUGGAGGCUGAGAACGAGCGAAUGCUUGUUAGGAUGAGCCAGCUGAAGGAGGAAAAAAAGUACUACUGGGAGCUCCUGGAGAAAUCUGAAUCCACUGAAUGGGAGCUGACUGAAUGGAAUGAGCAACGAGGAGUCUUCAGUUUUCUUUAUGAUUCUGUUGAACUCACAGUUGUGUUUGAACCCCCAAAAGAUGGGCAUUCAUUUGAAGAUCCUUCACGGAAGAUCAUUAGCCUGGACUUUGAAUCUCUUUUGAAUGAAGAAGCAGCUCCCCCCUCCUCAUGUUUAGUCCAUAGGCUCAUCUUCCAGUUUAUUGCAAGUCAGGGAUGUUGGCAGGAAAAGUGUCCCACGCUGUGCCACCUGCCCCAGGUUCUUCGUGAUAUCUCCUCGGUCGUGAGCAACUGCAGGCUCUUGGGAGAUGAGAUUGAGUUUCUGGAGAGAUGGGGUGGAAAAUUUAAGCUUCUGAAGACAGAUAUCAGUGACACAAAAGUGCUGCUGAUGUUCUGCUCGUCGGCAGCUUUUGCCAGGUUUGAGCUGACCCUGUCUCUAUCCACCAACUACCCAAAUGCUCCUCUGCCUUUUACAGUCCGAAAAGUCAUUGGCAAUAUUGGGGAGGAGGAAGUUUCUGCUGUCCUCUCCAAGGUACCAGUUGGUGUCAACUACCUGCGGAGAAUAGUCAGCUCAGUUCAUCAGGACUUGCUGUGGCACCCCAGAUGAUUCAGCAGGCCCACCUGCAGGGCUGCUGAACUUCAGCCACAUCUGCAGUGUCCUGGUGUGGUCUGGGAUGGGGCUUUUGUAUGUGUAUUUUGUGUAUUAUGUAUGUAUAUGUGAAAGUUCAAUAAAAGUCAGGAUCAUUGCUCUUCUCUUCA